Messenger RNA from Fusarium subglutinans, 282 nucleotides. RefSeq lists its product as uncharacterized. NCBI's taxonomy places the organism in Eukaryota, Fungi, Ascomycota, Sordariomycetes, Hypocreales, Nectriaceae. The record is from RefSeq and is a predicted model, not a curated record. The coding region runs from base 1 to 282 and encodes 93 amino acids. The transcript has a single exon.
AUGUGUAUACCACUCUUCAGAAAGAAGAAACAUGAUCUGGUGUACGAUUACCAUCCACAACCAGCCAUGGGCUACUCAAAGAAACACGGCUAUCACAACUACGGAUACCACUACGGCGGCAAGAAGUCGCGUAAAAAUGGCCGUCACUACGCCUCAGCUGCCGGUGAUUUAGCUGGAGCUUGGGCCGAUUACAGCGGAGGAGGUCAUCAUGGAGGAGGUCAUUGUGAUGGCGGUGGUGGGGGCGGCGGUGCAGAUGGUGGAGGUGGAGGAGGUUGUUCAUAA